Molecule: messenger RNA, 1890 nt
Organism: Salvia miltiorrhiza (redroot sage)
Lineage: Eukaryota; Viridiplantae; Streptophyta; Magnoliopsida; Lamiales; Lamiaceae
Product: dehydrodolichyl diphosphate synthase 6-like
Exons: 2
Coding region: 969-1817 (282 amino acids)
Biological process (GO): polyprenol biosynthetic process
Cellular component (GO): endoplasmic reticulum
Source: RefSeq, a predicted model, not a curated record
AUAAAAAAAUAGAGUUUAAAUUUCUCACCUGUUUUCCCCUAUAAAGAUGAGCCUAAUUUCUCACCGAGAAUCAGCAAUUGGUCUUCCUAAAUUCUUUUCCUCUUUUUAAACAACCAUUGUUGAGCAGUGUUGCAAAAUUCUUGAACAAGGUUUGGUCGUCUUCCUUUAUUCAAAACCUCAACACACCAAGUAGCCAAUCAUAGUAACACAAAAUCUAUUCCCUCUCGUAACAUGUUUUACAUAGAAAAUAUGUUAUAUAAUGUUUUUAGGUUGAUCGGUUGGUGCUGACGGGAUAGAGUUGAGUGUCAGGGUUCCACUCCGUCUUUUUGCCUCCACUAAUGACGAGCUUCAAAUCUUGUCUUUCAAUUCAGUAAACUAAAGACUUCUACUAUGCGAUGCAGUAUUAACUUGUCGAGUCUAGACUCCUAAUUCGUAUUUAUUUUAAUUGAUUAGCUUAGUUAGGUCUUUCCAUUAUUUUCCUAUUUUUUAUUGCCUUGGAAAAUCGUUACAAAUUCUCUCUUAUUAAUUACAUUUUAUUGAUUUUUUUUUUUGGUGUUUGACACAUGUAUACGUUCUUCUUCUCAACUUCAUUUAUCUAUUUAUCACCACAUACAUAUAAACUCAAUAAAAAUAUGGGCGUACAAUAUUGGAAUAUAGAAAUAAAAUCUUGUCUGCAUAGUGUAUAACUAAGUAUUCAUUUAGCGAUCAUUGCUCACUCUUUUCAUAACAUAAGCCAAUAUUUUCCAGCCCACAUUUGGCCCUAAUAAUCGCCCAUACCAAGACCGUGGUAUCAUUCUAAUCACACCACAUGCAAUGCAACUAAUAUUUUAUUAAAAAACAAUUCACUUUUUUUUUUUCCUUUUCCUUGUGAUUUGUUACUAUAUAUUUUACAUUUUGUUAACUUAAUCUGUUUGAUUAAAUCGCUGCAGGUUGUGCUUCCUUUCACUUCAAAAGAAGCAGAAGCAGAAAUGGAGAGCAGCAGGAGCAACAACAUUGUUGUGAAGGUGUUUGGGAGUUCAGUGAGCUACAUGAGGAGAUGGCUGUUCCGGGCGCUGUCAGUGGGGGCGAUCCCAAGGCACGUGGCGUUCAUCCUGGACGGAAACAGGAGGUACGCCAGGAAAUGGAACUUGGGGGAGGGGAUGGGCCACAGGGCCGGCUUCCUCUCCCUCAUGACCCUCAUGAAGUACUGCUACGAGCUGGGAGUCAAGUAUGUCACCAUCUACGCCUUCAGCAUAGACAACUUCAAGAGGAAGCCCGAGGAGGUGCAGUACGUCAUGGACUUGAUGCUCGAGAAGAUUGAAGGUCUGCUCAAGGAGGAGAGCAUUGUCAACCAGUAUGGAGUCCGAGUGGAGUUUGUUGGGAAUCUCAAGCUUCUAAGUGACCCCGUUCGCCUUGCUGCUGAGAAGGCCAUGGAACUCACUGCUAAGAACAGUAGAGCCAUUCUGUUGAUUGCUGUUGCCUACACUUCCACUGACGAGAUAGCCCACGCUGCUCAACAAUCCUGCCUUGACAAGAUUCAGAUGAGGAGUGGUUUUUGUUUUGGUUUUGCCAAAGCUGAUGAUGAUGCCAUUACCAUAAGGCUUGGUGAUGUGGAGAGCCAUAUGUACAUGGGAGUUGCGCCUGAUCCGGAUAUACUGGUCAGGACUUCAGGGGAGACGCGCCUCAGCAACUUUCUGCUCUGGCAGACCUCCAAUUCCCUGCUCUACUCGCCUAGGGCGCUCUGGCCGGAGAUGGGGCUGCGCCACCUUGUGUGGAUUGUCUUGAAUUUUCAGAGAGUUCAGCCUUACCUAGAGAGGAGGAGGAAGCUGCUCUCCUGAUAUAUACCAGUACUUAUCUUUGAAUGUUUGUUCAUAUUUUCCAGUUCAAUAAUAAGUUGUUGUUUGCAUAUAA